Molecule: messenger RNA, 1277 nt
Organism: Aspergillus alliaceus
Lineage: Eukaryota; Fungi; Ascomycota; Eurotiomycetes; Eurotiales; Aspergillaceae
Exons: 1
Coding region: 96-1046 (316 amino acids)
Source: RefSeq, a predicted model, not a curated record
GUUAGAUUGGUGCAUACAUACAUGUGGUUUUCAUACUUUAAUCUCAAUACUCACCUAUCAAGUUAAGCGUAUGUUCCAUUACUAGACAGAUAACCAUGCAUCUAAACCAUAAGCUCCCAUGGAAUACAGUCUCUUCGCAUUUCACCUUCAUCAAAGAAAAUCCAUGCAAGAACCGCGAGACGGAUUUUAUCAUCCAUGAUCGAUUUAUUGAUCGGCAAUCUGCCGAGCUGAACUACUUUACGCGUACUCUUAUCUCUACUAUUGAGGAGUUCGCAACCACCGAGCGAACCAAGUACCCACCAGCUACCGAACUGCCAACAUCCGGGCCUCUCUUCGACACGUCUCUUCUAACCGCCGUCGAACAAAAGUACCAUCUCGAACCACACAGGACCAACUCAGCCGUAUCCAACCCGCUGUGCGAGAAGUUCCAGAGUGUGGACUACUGGAGCAGCGAGGCCCCAUACAACACAUCCGACGGUGAGCUAGCCGAUGCGGUGAAAAUGCUCCUGAUCUCGAACCAAAUGCUCGCUCUACUACGUCUAGCAAACCAUGACAAAAUCCCGCUGGAAACACUAGACCACCUAACCUGGGGCCACAGCUUCGGGUUCAAUCAUGUGGCGGACGUGGCUCUUCAAGCUUACCUGCUAUUGAAUAUUGCGGCAGCCGUGAAGGCCAAUGCGAAACCUGGCUCUGCAAAUGACACCGUCCGUCUAACGGAUACCCAGUGGUUUAGGUCGUUUACAAACUGGGCAUUGGGUGAUUUUGACUACUCUGCGCAGAAUAUCCCGCACCGGUUUUUUUGGAAUACGAGGGAGAUUACUGCUGCACAGUGCUCGUCGUGGGAUCCGUUGAGCCUUGGGACGAGGGAGGAAAGGGAGGAGAUGAAGGUGUAUCUAAAGGUGUGCUUUGAGCUCUUGUAUCGUUAUGAUCUUUUGAUGAGGGAGUUAAAGAGAGAUCCAGGGUGGACGGGGAGAAUACUGGGGAUCCUGCGACUGUGGGGGGCUCGAUCUGUUACUAUGGAUGAGUCGGGGUUCUGUUUUACUUGAUCUCAAAUCUGUUCUUUAGGCGCAUAUUUGGAUAUAGUGUUCAGGGACAAAGUGGGCAAAAAAGUGGGCAAAUGAGAAACGCGAUGGUAGCACAGUUAAAGUGCCGAGGAUCUCUUGCUUUCACAUCCGGGGAUGUGAAGGAUGCUACAACUCGGAGACUUUGGUCGUUGCUAGGCCUUCAAGUCAGACGAUGACAGAUACCCUACUUGAUUGGAGAUGUCAGGUUGAAAG